AAGAGAUCCUCCUCAUGGCCAUGAAGGACAUGAACAUAGCCAAGCUGACAUCCGGUGACGUCCCGCUCUUCAACGCCAUCAUCCAGGACCUCUUCCCGGGCAUCGAGUGCCCCAUCAUUGACUACGGGAAGCUCAAGGAAGUGCUGGAGGGGGAGUUGAGGGAGAUGGGACUGCAGGUCAUUCCCUUCACCAUGAUGAAGGUGAUCCAGCUCUAUGAGACGAAGAACUCCCGCCACUCCUCCAUGAUCGUGGGCAACACCGGCAGCGGCAAGACCGUCACCUGGCGGGCCCUGCAGGCCACUCUCUGCAGCCUGCACAAGAGCGGGGAGACGUCUUUCAACUUGGUCCGGGAGUAUCCCCUGAACCCAAAGGCAGUGUCCCUGGGCGAGCUGUACGGAGAGUACGACCUCAACACCAACGAGUGGACGGAUGGCAUUCUGUCCAGCGUCAUGCGAAUAGCCUGCGCAGAUGAGAAACCGGAUGAAAAGUGGAUCCUCUUUGAUGGACCGGUGGACACGCUGUGGAUUGAGAGCAUGAACUCGGUCAUGGAUGACAACAAAGUCCUGACACUGAUCAAUGGGGAGAGGAUUGCCAUGCCUGAGCAGGUUUCGCUGUUGUUUGAAGUGGAGAACCUCGCUGUUGCCUCGCCUGCCACCGUCUCCCGAUGUGGGAUGGUCUACACAGACUACAGUGACCUGGGUUGGAAGCCAUAUGUCCUGUCCUGGAUUGAGAAGCGCCCCAAGGCUGAAACAGAAACCCUGCAGCGCAUGUUUGACAAAUUCACCAACAAGAUCCUGACCUUCAAGAAGGAGAACUGUCAAGAGUUGGUUCCUAUCUCUGAAUACAGUGGCAUCGUGGCCCUCUGCAAGCUCUUCAUGUCUUUGGCCUCUUCCGAGGAAGGGCUGAAUCCUGCUGAUAUUGAGAACUACAGCACGCUGGUGGAAAUGUAUUUCAUCUUCAGCAUGAUCUGGUCCCUGUGUGCAGCCGUGGAUGAGGAAGGCCGGAAGAAAAUUGACAACUUUCUUCGGGAAAUGGAGGGAUCCUUUCCUAACAAGGACACAGUCUAUGAGUAUUAUGUUGACCCCAAGCGGAAGCAGUGGGCUGCCUUUGAAGACAACCUUCCUAAGAUGUGGAGAUAUCCCCCCAACAUCCCCUUCUAUAAGAUUAUUGUCCCAACCGUGGAUACCAUGCGCUACAACUACAUUGUGAACGCCCUGAUUUCCAACCAGUACCCGGUGCUGCUGGUAGGCAUGGUGGGGACAGGCAAGACCUCCAUUGCACAGGGUGUCCUGCAGGCCCUGGACGGCAUCAAGUGGGCUGUCUUGGUGAUCAACAUGUCUGCACAGACCACCUCCAACAAUGUCCAGAGCAUCAUUGAGAGCCGCGUAGAGAAGCGCACCAAGGGUGUCUACGUGCCAAUGGGCGGGAAGAGCAUGAUCACCUUCAUGGAUGACCUGAACAUGCCUGCCAAGGAUACAUUUGGUUCCCAGCCCCCACUGGAGCUGCUCCGCCUCUGGCUGGACUACGGCUUUUGGUACGACCGGGCCAAGCAGACCAUCAAGUACAUCAAGGACAUGUUCCUGAUGGCAGCCAUGGGGCCCCCCGGAGGAGGGCGUACCGUGAUCUCCAGCCGCCUGCAGAGCCGUUUCAAUCUCAUCAACAUGACCUUCCCCACAGAUUCACAAAUCCGGCGCAUCUUUGGAACCAUGAUCAACCAGAAGUUGCAGAAUUUUGAGGAGGGGGUGAAGCCCAUCGGGAACAUCAUCACAGAGGCAACCGUGGAGCUUUACAACAGUGUUGUCCAGAGGUUCUUGCCCACCCCGGCCAAGAUCCACUACCUCUUCAACCUCCGUGACAUUUCCAAGGUCUUCCAGGGCAUGCUGAGGGCCCACAAGGAUUUCCACGACACCAAAGCCAGCCUGACUCGCCUGUGGAUUCACGAAUGCUUCAGGGUCUUCUCCGACCGCCUGGUGGACAGCGCAGACAUGGAGACCUUUGUGGCCCUCCUGAGUGAGAAGCUGGGCACCUUCUUUGACCUGACCUUUCACCACCUUUGCCCCAACAAGCGUCCGCCCAUCUUUGGGGACUUCAUGCGCAACGUGUACGAGGACAUGAUGGACAUGGCCGUCCUGAAGGCAGAGAUGGAGCGGGCACUGGGUGACUACAACCGGAUGCCAGGGGUGGUGCCGAUGAGACUGGUGCUUUUCCGAGAUGCAAUUGAGCACAUAACCCGUAUCGUCCGGGUGAUCAGCCAGCCCCGAGGGAACAUGCUGUUGGUGGGCAUUGGAGGAAGUGGGCGCCAGAGCCUUGCACGCUUGGCCUCCUCCAUCUGUGAAUACUACACUUUCCAGAUUGAGGUUUCCAGGCAGUACCGUAAACAAGAGUUUCGAGAAGACAUCAAGAAGCUGUACCGCCAGACCGGGGUAGACCUGAAGCCCACCACUUUCCUCUUUGUGGACACUCAGAUAGCAGACGAAUGCUUCCUGGAGGACAUCAACAACAUUCUCAGCUCCGGGGAAGUGCCCAACCUCUACAAGUCAGAUGAGUUUGAGGAGAUCCAAAGCCACAUCAUUGACGCGGCUCGGGCGGAGGGCAUCCAGGAGAGCCAGGACAGCCUCUUUGCCUACCUGAUCGAGAGGGUCCGGAACAACCUGCACGUGGUGCUGUGCCUAAGCCCCGUGGGGGAUCCGUUCAGGAACCGGAUUCGCCAGUACCCCGCUUUGGUGAACUGCACCACCAUCGACUGGUUCUCGGAGUGGCCCAAGGAAGCAUUGCUGGAGGUGGCGGAGAAGUACCUGGAGGGUGUGGAUCUGGGAGCCGUGGAAAAGGGAAGCCUGGACACGAUGCAAAAGCGAGUCGCUAAAAUCUUUGUCACCAUGCACUGGUCGGUGGCCAGAUACUCCCAGAAGAUGCUGCUGGAGCUCCGGCGCCAUAACUACGUCACGCCCACCAACUACCUGGAGUUGGUGUCUGGCUACAAGAAGCUUCUGGCAGAGAAGCGGAAGGAGCUUUCUGACCAAGCCAACAAGCUUCGCAACGGGCUCUUCAAAAUUGAUGAGACCCGACAGAAGGUGGAGGUGAUGACUGUGGAGCUGGAGGAGGCCAGGAGGAAGGUGGCCGAGUUCCAGAAGCAGUGUGAGGAGUACCUGGUCAUUAUUGUCCAGCAGAAACGGGAAGCUGAUGAGCAACAGAAGACGGUGACGGCGAACAGCGAGAAGAUCGCUGCUGAGGAGAUCAAGUGCAAAGCUUUGGCUGACAAUGCCCAGAAGGACUUGGAAGAAGCGUUGCCUGCCUUGGAGGAGGCCAUGAAGGCCUUGGAAUCCCUCAACAAGAAGGACUUGACAGAGAUCAAGUCCUACGGCCGGCCACCCACGCUGGUGGAGACUGUCAUGCAGGCUGUCAUGAUCCUACGUGGCAAUGAGCCCACCUGGGCGGAAGCCAAGAAGCAGCUAGGGGAGCCCAACUUCAUCAAGCAGCUGGUGUACUUUGACAAGGACAACAUCUCAGACAAGGUCCUCAAGAAGAUCAGUGCUUACUGCUCCCAGCCAGACUUCCAGCCAGACAUCAUCGGGCGGGUCUCGGUGGCCGCAAAGUCUCUGUGCAUGUGGGUGCGAGCCAUGGAGAUGUAUGGACGCAUUUAUCGGGUGGUGGAGCCCAAGCGUGCCCGUAUGAAUGCCGCCUUGGCCCAGCUGGCCGAGAAGCAGGCGGCCCAAGCUGAAGCUCAGGAGCGGCUCCGAGAGGUUGCAGAGAAGCUGGAGAUGCUGAAAAAGGAGUACGAGGAGAAGCUGGCUCAGAAGGAGGAGCUGCGCAAGAAGUCGGAGGAGAUGGAAAUCAAACUGGACCGGGCUGACAAGCUGGUCUCGGGCCUGGCUGGAGAGAAAAUCCGGUGGGAGGAAACGGUCAAGGGCCUUGAGGAAGACCUGGGCUACCUGGUGGGUGACUGCCUGCUUGCAUCAGCCUUUGUGUCCUAUAUGGGGCCCUUCCUAUCCAAUUACCGGGAUGAGAUGGUUUCCCACAUCUGGAUGAAGCAGAUUCGGGAGCUCCACGUGCCCUGCUCCCCCCUCUUCACAUGUGACAGCUUCCUUUCUAAUCCAACCAUUGUGCGCAACUGGAACAUCCAGGGACUGCCGUCCGAUGACUUCUCAACGGAAAAUGGAAUUAUCGUGACACGAGGCAACCGGUGGCCUCUGAUGAUCGACCCUCAAUGCCAGGCCACCAAGUGGAUCAAGAACAUGGAAGCCAAGAAAGGCUUGAAGAUUAUUGACUUGCAGAUGCCCGACUACCUGCGCAUCCUGGAGACAGCUAUCCAGUUUGGCUCUCCGGUGCUGCUGCAAAACGUGCAGGAGGAGCUGGACCCCACACUGGCCCCCAUCCUGAAUAAGUCUGUCACCAAAGUGGGUGGGCGCUUGCUGAUCAGGCUGGGGGACAAGGAGGUGGAAUAUCACCCCGAGUUCCGCUUCUACCUCACCACCAAGCUCUCCAACCCACACUACACACCAGAGACCUCCUCGCAGACCACCAUUGUCAACUUUGCGGUCAAGGAGCAGGGCCUGGAGGCCCAGCUGCUGGGCAUUGUGGUCCGGAGGGAGAGGCCCGAGCUGGAGGAGCAGAAGGACUCGCUGGUGCUCAACAUUGCAGCGGGCAAGAGGAAGCUGAAGGAGCUGGAGGAUGAGAUCCUCAGGUUGCUGAACGAAGCCACGGGCUCCCUCCUGGACGACGUGCAGCUCGUGAACACCUUGCAGACCUCCAAGCUCACGGCCACAGAAGUCACCGAGCAGCUGGAAACCAGCGAGAUGACUGAGAUCAAAAUUGACACGGCUCGGGAGGCCUAUCGGCCGUGUGCUCAGAGGGCCUCCAUCCUCUUCUUCGUCCUCAACGACAUGGGGCGAAUCGACCCCAUGUACCAGUUCUCCCUGGAUGCCUACAUCGACCUCUUCAACCUCAGCAUUAACAAGAGCCAUCGGAGCAACAAGCUGGACGAGCGAAUCCGCCAUCUCAAUGAAUACCAUACCUACGCCGUCUACAGGUACACCUGCCGGGGUCUCUUUGAGCGACACAAGCUGCUCUUCAGCUUCCAGAUGUGCGCCAAAAUCCUGGAAGUGUCUGGCACCCUCAAGAUGGACGAGUACAACUUCUUCCUGCGCGGGGGAGUGGUGCUGGACCGGGAAGGGCAGAUGGACAACCCUUGCACCAGCUGGCUGUCCGAUAUCUACUGGGACAACAUCACCGAGUUGGACAAGCUCACCAACUUCCAUGGCAUCAUGAACUCCUUUGAACAGUAUCCCAGGGACUGGAACCUUUGGUACACCAGCUCCAAGCCGGAGAAGGCCAUGCUGCCAGGCGAGUGGGAAAACUCCUGCAACCAGAUGCAGCGCAUGCUCGUCGUCCGGUCUCUGCGCCCGGACCGGGUGGCCUUCUGCGUUACGGCAUUCAUCGUCUCCAACCUGGGCUCCCAAUUUAUCGAGCCCCCGGUGCUCCACAUGAAGUCGGUGGUGGACGACUCCACCACGAAGACCCCCCUGAUCUUUGUGCUGUCUCCAGGCGUCGACCCCACCUCCUCCCUGCUUCAGCUGGCCGAGCAAUCCGGCAUGGCUCAGCGUUUCCAUGCCCUCUCCUUGGGUCAGGGUCAGGCGCCCAUCGCCACACGCAUGAUUAAAGACGGGGUCCACCAGGGUAACUGGGUCUUCCUGGCCAACUGCCACCUGUCUCUUUCCUGGAUGCCUCAGCUGGACAAGCUGGUGGAGCAGCUGCAGGUCGAAGAACCACACCCCUCCUUCCGCCUGUGGCUCAGCUCCAGCCCCCAUCCCGACUUCCCCAUCUCUAUCCUGCAGGCUGGCAUCAAGAUGACAACGGAGCCUCCCACAGGCUUGAAGGCCAACAUGAAGCGCUUGUACCACCUCAUCACGGACCCCCAGUUCAACCGCUGCACAAAGCCGAGCAAGUACAAGAAGCUGCUCUUUGCCCUCUGCUUCUUCCACAGCAUCCUGCUGGAGCGCAAGAAGUUUCUGCAGCUGGGCUGGAACAUCAUCUAUGGCUUCAACGACUCGGAUUUUGAGGUGGAGACCCCGGGAGGGAGGCAGCGGCGGCAGGCGGGGCAGGAUGGCCGCCGAAAGCUGGGAGAGAGGUCUCGGUGCCCUCCCUCCUUGGGCUUGGGGGCCCGGGGGCUCCGGGAGCUGUUGCACACUCCUGCUGGGCCAUCUUUGCAUCUGCCGUGAGAUGGAGAUAUGGGGCUGGUGGCAGAGAGAUGGAUUCUGGUUGCUCAGCUCAGGAGCCAUCUUGGCAUAGCCUGUAAGCUGCAUGUGGAAGAGGAGGAGCCCAGAGUUUGACACCUCUGGCCCAGAGCCUCCACCUCUGGCUCCACCCUCAUUGCUCAGCCCCCUCCUCU
Molecule: messenger RNA, 6385 nt
Organism: Python bivittatus (Burmese python)
Lineage: Eukaryota; Metazoa; Chordata; Lepidosauria; Squamata; Pythonidae
Source: RefSeq, a predicted model, not a curated record